Molecule: messenger RNA, 1452 nt
Organism: Pseudogymnoascus verrucosus
Lineage: Eukaryota; Fungi; Ascomycota; Leotiomycetes; Thelebolales; Thelebolaceae
Exons: 3
Coding region: 1-1452 (483 amino acids)
Source: RefSeq, a predicted model, not a curated record
AUGCCAUCCUCACCCACCAUCCACUCCUUCUUCAAACCCAUCUCUCCACCCAACAACACCACACCCUCCUACCCAGGCGACGGUUUCAUUCCCACCGACCCAUCCAUCGACUCAUCCACAGACCCGCUUUAUACCCCUUUCGCCCCUACACGAACAUACACACAACACGCUAUUGUCGCUCUCACCGCUGGCUCACGACCAGUCCGUUUCCAAGGCCGAAUCGCCAACUUCAGGGUAACAUAUGGGAAGAGCAAACGCGUAAAACUCUACUUCUCCCCCCUCCCGCCACCCCUCCACCUCACCCAACUCAUCACAAUCUACACCCCCCACCUCGUCCGCGCCUCCUCCCUCCUCUUCACCCCCUCUCCUCCCCUCUCCCCACCCACCCCCACCACCAUUCCCCUCCACCUCUCUACCCCCCUCGGAACCUCCAUCUUCUCCGGCCGCGACUCCGGCGCCCACCUCAUCCUCCACCCCCCCACCUUCUCCCCCUCUCUCUACCGCACACCCCUCUCCUCCCCCUCCGACCUCAUGACCCUCUCCUCCUUCCUCGCCAGCGGCCACGAGCUCCCCACCGCGCGCCUCCUCCUCGUCUUAACAGCCAUCCACCCCUCGCGGAAAGUCCAGAAGAAGGACCCUUCCAGCCCUGAACACCCAGCGCGGAUGACCGACUUCGUGGUCUCGGAACUGGUAUUGGCGGAUCGGACGGGGGAGUGCAAAUUAACCCUUUUUGACCACGCGACGGUGCCGUUUAAGGUUGGGACUGUGCUGUUGAUUACGGGGGCGACGAUGAAGAGAGGGGGAGAGAAGGCAUGUAUUUCACUUGGACAAGAGAGUUUGGUGGAUGCGGAGCCGGAGGUUGGGGGGGUGGAGGGGUUGAGGAGGUGGGCGGAGAGGGAGAGGAGGGUGAGUACCAAGAGGCAGGAGGUUCCGGACAAAGUGAUGGAAAUGUUCGAGAAGACGGUUGGGGAGGCAGGUUUGUAUACUCUUGCUGAGUUGGAGGAGAGGGUGCGGGAGGAGGAAGGGGUGUGGACGAUGUGGUUGAGUUUGGUGGUUGGGCAGGUGAAUCUUGUGAGGGUUGUGUGGAGGGGUAUGGCGGCGGUUGGGGAAUGUUGCGGCAUCCCGAUAUACUCCCUCGAACCCACUACCCCAUGCCUCACCUGCGGCACCGUCCAAACCCUAUCCAUCAACCCAGCCGUAAUAGGAUCAUUGCUCGACGAGACCCGCGCACUCGAAGCAGAGAAGCUACAAUGGACGCCAAAAGCGUGGAAAGAACUUCUUGGGGAGGCUGGGGCAGUGGGGGUACUAAGCUCCAAGAAAGGGGUUGGGGAUACGGUGGAUAUAAAUGGGGUGAGAGAGUUGCAAGAGUGGAUUACGGGGUUGAGGUUUAGUUUUUUGAUGGGAUGGGCGGGAGAGGUGGGGAGGUUAUGUGUUUUGGGGGUGAGGAUGUGA